Menidia menidia (Atlantic silverside) is the source of this 3227-nucleotide messenger RNA. The record is from the annotation of a GenBank genome assembly. NCBI's taxonomy places the organism in Eukaryota, Metazoa, Chordata, Actinopteri, Atheriniformes, Atherinopsidae.
GAAAGGUAGAAGUAGAAGAUGAAAAAACGGAAGGAGACACCCUGGCCUGCACUAGUCCGCAGGCAACUGACUUUCGUCAAUGGAACGGGUUCCAGUCAAUGAAAAAACAUAGUGCUCGGAGAUGUGCCAGAUUUAUGACUUUAAUACAACAUGGAUGUCUCGAAGAGGAAAAAUGCAUCUCAUAGGGAUUGGACCCGGAGUGUUGAGUAAACUCAUUGAUUGCACUCUGGAUACCGUCCUCUUUUUUUUUUGUGUCUGGAUGAAGAUUUUGUUGUACUUUCAUUUUCAAAAGUGAUGCCAUCAGCACACAGCCAAAAUCAUUUCAUCAUGGAAAAGCAGAAAACACUGAAUAGUGUUGCGUCCGCACAGCCGGGUGGGGAGUCGAGUACCUUCAUCUGCGCUGAGUGUGGUGAUGGGUUCAGUCAGUACAGCAGUGUUCUUACCCACAUGGUCAUUCACGGACCUUUGGAAUCAUUUUCUUUUGAUGGGUCAUCCAAUGGAUUUGAAGUUCCACGGGAAUAUGUGCUUCAAGAAAACGGGACACUCACAGUUGUGAAUGGUCUGGUUCAAUCGCAUCAUUUAAAUUCCUCUCCCUCCAAUGUAAAACCUGUAUCUCCUGGAGCAUUACCAUCACAUUUCCCACCCCCCAGCAAACCAGUGUCCCCAUCUCCUGCGUUAUAUUCCUCUCCUUAUAAAGACUCGUUCAAGCCAAGGCAAUCUGACUCCAUCCUGGAUAAGUCUCGGCAGGGCUAUUGCCGGUGCGAAAUAUGUAACAGAUCAUUUAACAGCUUGCAGAGCUUACACCGUCACCAGCAGUAUAGAAACACAGAGAGAGGGUACAAGUGCACUUUAUGCUGUAAGAUCGUUGAAGAUAGACUGGAUCUCAAGAAGCAUCUCCAAAGCCACAUUAGUGAGCGAUUUCACUGCUGUGGCUCAUGUGGCAAGAGAUUCCUGAAAGUGGAUGCACUAAAUGCCCAUCAAAAGGAAAGUCACUUCUCUUCUAAAACUUUCGGCAAGCCAGACAAGCAGGAGAAAAAGUGUGAGAAAUCCUAUACUUGUAAGAAGUGCCAAAUAAGUUUCUUCUGGAUGUCUGAUUUCCAAACACAUUCACUGUAUCAGUGCAAGGGAAAAGAGCUGAGUUCUAGCUUUGGAUCUGAAAUUGGGGUGAAUUCUAAAAUUCUUGAACGCAUACAACCUAUAAAGAGCCACAGCAAUGGUACAUCUAUUAAUAUUAAAAAUGGGCACAGAAUGAUCUUGAAAGACACCAGCUGUGAAAUUGACUCUUUACCCACUUUCACACCAUACCGCUGUGGUUUAUGUGGGGAUCGUUUCGACAAAUUAACUGCUCUAAAGGAGCAUCAUGUCACACAUCAAACUCAGGAAGAAAUAGAUCAGCUGAAUCAAGAAUCCCAAAAGGCAUUUAAACGAAGGGUGCCACCUAAAAGCAGGCGGAGAAGAGGUAGCAAUCCCAAUGGAAAGCUGCAUCCUUGCAAGCACUGUCACCGUGUCUUUAAUCAUUCAAGCAGUUUAUCUCGCCACAUGAGAUAUCACAAAGGUACAAUGCACGCUUGUACAUUUUGUGGUAGACAUUACCCUCAGCGUUGUGAUUUGAGAAGACAUCUAGCCUUGUACCACAAAACUGAACUGGAAAAGAAGCCAGGUUUAAUAUACUUGUACACAACGUCACAGUAUGGGCCUUCCCCCAGUAUCGUGGAUGAGGAGAAAAACACAAGCUCUCCUGAUGAAAACACUAGGGGCUCCUCAGACAAUGAGCUGUCAUCUACAGAGCAGAGUCCAAAAGACAAGCAAUCAGGAAAUACAGGCAGAGGUAACUACAAGUGUCAGGAGUGUGGAAAGAAAUUUGGGUUCCGAUGCCUAUAUCAAAGACAUUUGCGGUAUCACAAAAAAAAAACACACAAGUGUCCCCAGUGCCCAGCUCUGUUUAAGAACUCUUGGUCCCUUCACCUUCAUCUUCAAAAUCACCCAAGUUUGGAGCAAGUAGAUGAUGGUCAAAGAUCAUCUGUCAAUGCUGCCGUUAAAGACCAGUCUCUAAAAGAAUAGGGCAGAGGGCAUAGAGGAUGAGUACUUGGAUCUUAAACAAAAUGAAAAAGAAAAGUCUUCAGAGGAUCUUUAUGAAUGCACUGAGUGCACUAAGACAUUCUUAUGUUUGGACACAUUUCUUCAGCACCAGACAUCUCAUAGCUCUGACAAAAAUGGCUGAUUAGUGAGUACCAGAAUAUAAUCCAUGGGUGGAGUGUAUACAGAUGACUAUUUUAUGGACAUAGGCCUACAUGAGUAACAUGAAAGCUUCAUUCUAAUAUCAACACAGAACCUAUGGUUUAUUUUGUGCAGGGGAUUCCAUCAACUGACUAACAAUGGUAAAUGUGUUGUUUUUUUUAUAUGGCUAACAUGUUGUAAAUCAUCGUGGUUCAUUUACCAUCGUGUUUUAGUUGGAAAAAUUUGAUCCUUGUCAUUUUUUAAAAAUCUGUUUGCAUAAAAUCAUAAUUUUGAAAGUAUAUAAUUGUCACCUUGUAGGUGGAAAUUAAAAAAUGUAUAGAAAUUACUUUCAUGAUCUCCAGUUUUCCUUUGACUAUUGUAUCUGUUGUUACUAGAAGAUCACCAUGAAAACCCAUCUAAAAUGAUAUUCAUUAUAUAUCAAAUUUGUGUUCAAAUAUACGCAAAUGUGUUUAGUACUAAGUUCCAAAGCAACUAUGUACUUUGAGUAGCCUUCAGCCUUGAGUUCUCCUGCAUACAGGGGAAGUGCAACCUUUUCUACUGCAUAAGGAGUUUUGAUUUGCAGUGGAAGUUUGGUUUGUCGGCCAUUUGACAGCAGCACUAAUGAGCUUUGAAACCCAUUAAUUUCCACUGACAUUGAUUGCACAAAUCCAUGUAUUUGACUUGGAAAACUUUCUCUUUUUCUAGCAUAGAGCAUACUGCAAGUGCCUUGGUGACACUAUGAACAAUAUGCCUAGACCUGGAGGUCCCCCACCACCAAAAAUAAAAGGCAGGCUUGUAGCUUUGCUGGCUUUACCUUAUUUUUUUGCUCUGAACUCCACUAGUGUUGCACAUGACCUGAACGCAGGUUCAGGGCAUUCCAUUUGAUCUGAAAGGCACAUUUGUGAAGCGAUAGAACCUCUGCUGCUUCUUGGUACUAUUAUAUAGCAAUAGACCCAUAAAAAUUUACAAAAAAUAAUAAAUUGUUUCAAUCCUGCCUCAGAAAGCCUGAA